AUGGAGGCCACCCCCUCCCACAUAGCAAAGAACGCUGCAGCUAUUGCAACCGACAACCGGCCGGUGGGGAAACUGCCGGUGACCGAAAAUGCCGAAAAGAAGCCGGCCUCGUUUGCGGGUCUUUUCAGUGCAAACCGCAAGCUCACUAAUGAACACAAGCUCACAAAAUUUGCGGUGGAUGACGGCCCACUCACGUUGGGGUCCGACGACUUGCUCGAUGUUCAGGCCAAAUUGGGAUUUUGCCUCGUCGGCUAUGUAGCCGGCAAAUCUUGGGGAGCAAGCUUCCAGCAGCACGAAAGUGGGUGGUUAGUCUUUCGUUUCGCCCGGGAUGAAGAUAGGCAGCGUGUUCUAGCCGGAGGUCCCUAUUUCGUGUAUGGACGGCCCCUACUCUUGAAGCACAUGCCCGACUGCUUUGAAUUCAAGGAAGAUGAUAUCAGCCUCAUGCCGGUCUGGGCCACACUUCCAUCGCUGCCCCUUGAGUGUUGGCAUCCAAAUGCUCUAGGGAAGAUUGGCUCCAGGAUUGGCACUCCCAUUGCCAUGGAUUCACUCACGAUGAAUAUGGAACGAGUCUCAUACGCCAGAAUCCUGGUCGAAGUGGAUGCAUCAAAGAAGCUAACCGACCAAGUGGAGUUUGUUAUGCCAAAUGGCAUAACUCGGAAACAGCCGGUGGUCUACGAAUUCACACCCAAGUUUUGUACUGAUUGCAACAGAUUUGGGCAUUUGCUCGAGACCUGCCAAGGCCUAUCAGCCAUUGCCCCCACAGCCGUCCCGGCCGCUGCCACACCCGUUGCUACACCCAUUAAGCCGGCAGAGGCAGCAAAGUCCAAGCCGGGUGAUUGGAUGGUCGUGAAUAGGAGGAAUAAGGGCAAAGCCACAGCUAGUGCGGCCAAGCCGACAGUGGAGACACAGCGGCCGACUUCCCCACCGGCCGGCAAGGUGGAACAGGGAAGGCUGAAAAUGAAGGCACCACAACCAGUUAUGCUUAAGGAUAAACAGGUUCCUUCAACAGCCUAUCCAGAUAGCUCAUCCAGUGACUCCCCGACGGCCACUCAUCAUGUAAUGCCGGGGAUUAUAACCGAUAGGAUUGCAGGGACGUAUAGCCAUCCGAAAAAGCAGACAAAGCUUGCAGCUUCAUCUAUCCAGACGAUUCUCAGUCGCUCACUUCCGGGGUGGUGCCAAGCCAACAACUUUGACACCAUUGCCGGCGGACGUAUCCUUGUGGUUUGGGAUCCGGCAAUCAUUGACAUUCAUCCGGUGGAUAUUUCGCCCCAAGUGAUUCACUGCCGUGCCCGAAUAAGUCCCUCUCAACUCUCCUUCUAUAUUUCAUUUACAUACGGCCUUUAUUCUGUUGUUAAUAGAAGGAACAUGUGGGAGAAACUUUCUGAUUUUGGCCAAUCACGGAACAUGCCAUGGCUUAUUAUGGGGGAUUUCAACUGUGUUAAAUCUCCCAAUGAGAAGCAGCUUGGAGUGGCUCCAUCUUGGUAUGAGCUUAAGGAUUUUGUGGACUGCUGCACAGCGCUUGGAUUACACGAUGUUCCCACUACCGGCUGCUACUACACUUGGUAUUCCAACAAUGAAAGCAACCCCGUAUGGUGCAAGCUCGACCGAGUCCUUUGCAACAAUGCAUGGCUUGAAGGCGGUUUACAUUGCAGUGCCCAUUUCAAUCCCCCGGGAUGCCUCUCCGACCACUCUCCGGGUAUUGUUUCUAUCCUUGAUCCUGCACCUACUAAGCCAAAAUCGUUUCGCUUUUUCAAUAUGUGGGCAGAUCAUCCGGAUUUCCUAGCUACUGUCGAAGCCAAAUGGAAUUUGAGCGUGGAUGGAACGGCGCAAUUUUGCCUUUGCAAGAGAUUGAAAGCACUUAAAGGCGAGCUUAAGGCAUUCAACUCGCAGCAUUACAGCCACAUUUCCGCCAGGGCCAAAGAGGCUGAUCAUACCCUGCUAGUUGCCCAGAAUCAACUUGAAUCCAACCCGGGAGAUGUGGCGCUUCGGAACUCUUUGGGGGAUCUUAGGAAGAGGGCCGUCUUCCUUGCCGAGGCGGAACGGCAGUUCUACUACCAGAAG
Molecule: messenger RNA, 2061 nt
Organism: Sesamum indicum (sesame)
Lineage: Eukaryota; Viridiplantae; Streptophyta; Magnoliopsida; Lamiales; Pedaliaceae
Source: RefSeq, a predicted model, not a curated record